AUGGAUACUGAAAAUUGCAGAACUGCUAGUCGUUCCAAGAGAAUGGUUCAGGCUGCGUUAAAAAAAAUCCUACAAGAAAAAAUAAGUGUAAUCAGACAGAAGACUAAAAAGCCAAGGUGUGUAACGAAAGAUAAUGACUAUAUACCUGAUGAAGGUGAAUCUGAAGAGACUGAGACUAGCGAAAUAAAAGACGAGUCAUUUUCAGAAAAAAUAAGUGUAAUCAGACAGAAGACUAAAAAACCAAGGUGUGUAACAAAAGAUAAUAACUACAUACCUGAAAAAGGUGAAUCUGAAGAGACUGAGACUAGUAGAAUAGAAGACGAAUCAUUUUCAACACUUAUUGAAGAACAAUAA
Messenger RNA from Diabrotica balteata, 354 nucleotides. Lineage: Eukaryota; Metazoa; Arthropoda; Insecta; Coleoptera; Chrysomelidae. The record is from the annotation of a GenBank genome assembly.